AUGGAAUAUUUUUACAAUUACAUUCCGUCGAAUUCAGCUGUGCAGAGACAGACGGAUAUAAUGCAGCUCACCAUGGGUCGUUCCGCGAAUGAUCACCGGGCGUCGAUGCCGGCUAGACAAGCCGUUCCCAAGUCGGAUCCGUUCAGACCUAGCAACGCGAGGCAACAGCGGCAUUCCAAGUCGCAACCUUUUGAUGCUGAUGAUUUACGGCGACGACUGUAUAUAGUUAUUGCAGAACAAGAAGCGCAGAAGAAGAGACAAAAGCGAAGACCAGACGAGAGUUAUCAGAGUCAAGAGCAGAGUAGAUCUAUAAGCAGAUCAGAGGCGAGACAGACGGAUGCUAUAAAACCAGGAGCUAGCGAGAAGAGCUUCGCGACACGGAUGGCAAAAAGCAAAGUCACGAUAGCAGAUUCGACAAGAGAAAACGAUGCCCAGCCGCCAAAAAUAAAAACCGGCCGGUCCAUGUCAAAGUCGAUCCAAGACAGGCUACGACGCCGACCGUCAGAGGUAGACCCGACAGCGACCGAGAGCGCGGUCAAAACAACAUCAUACCAACACGUACCCCAAGAAGCCGCCGCGCAAUUCGAACGGACGGCAACGGCCAACAGCAUGCGCGACAGGAAUCUCGAGCACAGCAUAUCCCAAUCAACACUCAAAUACCAAGUCGAACGCCGACCAUCAGAUCAACAUGACCUCGAGUCUAGCACUUCCCCCACGCAACAAAACCACCACACAUUAGAGCGAGUCCGAAGCAAACGGGAGCUCUUCCACGAGCGGAACCCCUUCCAAACCCCACAGUGGCACCCAUCCACCGUCAAUGCUCUCGCUGACACAGAAGAACUCUACCCUCACCCUCACUCUCACCAACCCCAACCACAACCCCAACAACAACUCCGCCGCCACAGCGCCCCCCUAGUCCUGCCCCCGCGCCCCUGGCGCAAAAACAGCAUCGGCACCGUCCUGGAGGACAAAGCGACAGACGAGAUCUCGUCCGAGGAGACGCUCGUCGUCGUCGACCCGGUGUUAUUAGCGACGACGACGACGACGAUAAUAAACGAGCACCGCGUCGACUGGACGCAGAGCGAUGAGAAGCCCGUUAAGUCUUCUUCUGGUACUGGUGCUACGGGCGGGGGUAGGAUCCCGCUGCUGAGAAAGGCGGAUUCCCUCUGGACGCUGAAGAAGCUGGGGGGUUUAAUAGGGGUGGUGUUUCUCGCGAGAAACAGCAGCAACAGCAACAACAGCAGGACGGUGGGAGUCCGACGGCUGCGACGUCGUCGUCGUCGUCGGCGCCGCUGA
Molecule: messenger RNA, 1296 nt
Organism: Daldinia childiae
Lineage: Eukaryota; Fungi; Ascomycota; Sordariomycetes; Xylariales; Hypoxylaceae
Exons: 1
Coding region: 1-1296 (431 amino acids)
Source: RefSeq, a predicted model, not a curated record